CUACGUGAGGAUUGUGAACGUUCAAGCAAUGAAACGAAGAUCAUGUCUUUCAGGGCGUACCUAAGUAUCAAGGUUGUGUACACCGCCAUUACACAAGUAGCCUUCCCGAAAUUAUGGCGCGACUGGUGGUACUGGAACACCACAGAAGACCGGCUCCUUGCUUACGUCAAGAAGACGGCAACAGAAGGGGACCCUGCCAGCGUGCUUGCCGCCGUGGAAAAAUACAACCGAGACUAUGAGUGGACUAUCAUGCUGGAACCUGAUAAAACUAAGAAACUCGAGGAGGUGGUGAAAGAGGCCUCACCAGAGGUAUGUUUGGAGAUGGGAUGUUACAUCGGCUGCUCGGCGCUGGCCAUUGGAGCUCAGCUACCCCCUGGAGGGCGCCUGAUCACGACAGAGAUUGACCCGAGAAUUGCAGACAUCGCCAGGCAGCUGAUCAGCUUUGCUGGUCUCGAUCAGGUGAUUACUGUGUGUAACGUUAAGGCAGGAGACCUCAUCCAAGCUCUUCGAAGCGACUAUUCGGUGGACAAGCUCGAUUUUGUCUUCCUCGACCAUUUUAAACAGCUGUACCACCCCGACCUUAAGAGGCUGGAAGCGAACCACCUUCUUCGGAAAGGAACAGUUGUCAUGGCCGAUAACACUGUAAUGCCUGGCGCUCCGGACUUUCUGGAGUAUGUUGAGACUAGUGACAAGUAUAAGACUGAGAGGUUUGAAUUCACGAUGCCUGUUUUUAACGAGCUGGAUGCUAUGACAGUUUCUGUCUACACCAAAGAUUACUAGGGGCUCCAUUAAACCCAGCCGAACCCAGCCCAGCGCAGUCCAGCCCAACCCAACCCAACCCAACCCGAUUAACCCAACCAAACCCAUGCAACUGUGUAUUUGCAUGUAAUCGGGCACCCCCUAUUGCCCCUCUUUUGUUUGUACUAACUUUUUUAAAAGAAAGACCUCCCAUAUAUAUUGUACACGAAUCCAAAUAGGGGACCUCUCGGGAAAUGGGAACCCUAUUGUCAUCUAUUGUUUAACGUCCCCUAUUGAGUGCAGAAACAAACUCAACCCAACCGAAUUAACCCAACCAAACCCUACCAAACCUAAGCCAAUCCAUCACAGCUCAGCUCAGUUCUGUCCGGUCCAACCUAUAGCCCAACCCAAUGCUACCAAACCUAUUAAAUACCGUUCAUAGCCCAUACGAAGUGUGCAGGCUCAAGUUUCAAAAAUAAAAUGGCUUCUAACGUUUAGAUGAUUAUUUUCUAGCCUUUGAGAUGCAUAGGACUCAGUUUUAGCAAGGACGAAAUACCAAAGACAAUUAUACAGAGGCAAUCAGGAGAGGAAAAUGUCGAGUGUAUUGUGUGUUUUUAUGGUCGGUCAAAAAAUAGAAAUGAUUUAACUGAAACCAUCAAAUAUAAAUGUUACAAUGAUUUUGCCAAUUCUGUUUUGUUCCUUUUUUAAGUUUGCAAUGCAAGUUGAGUCAGGUUUUGGAACAAUGUUCAUGCGACGAAUUCAUAUUCGAUACUUGUGUUCAUUUUUUUUCUGGAUGCCAGAUUUUUGAUUUUA
Molecule: messenger RNA, 1551 nt
Organism: Patiria miniata (bat star)
Lineage: Eukaryota; Metazoa; Echinodermata; Asteroidea; Valvatida; Asterinidae
Product: catechol O-methyltransferase-like
Exons: 4
Coding region: 43-780 (245 amino acids)
Biological process (GO): catecholamine catabolic process; developmental process; dopamine metabolic process
Molecular function (GO): catechol O-methyltransferase activity
Source: RefSeq, a predicted model, not a curated record